GUCAACAAAAGUAUGGCGAAGAUAUCACAGAGUUGGCUUCAAGGAAUAAUAUUUCUUUCGUCUUUUCAUUUUUUGUUAUGUGGAAAUUUUUGCAACAGACCAAGGACCUACCAGUAUGGCACGAAGUCUUGUCCUAGGUGUCGAACCAACAAAAUUUACACAGAGACCCAUUGCUGCAAUAAAUGGAAUGGGUAUACCUGUGAUGUUCCCAUCUGUAAUCAUCCUUGUAAAAGUCAUGAAACCUGUUAUGCUCCUGACACAUGUCGCUGUUCAAACAAAACUAUAGGAGGAGUAUGUGCUGGUCAUGCGUGUUUUCCACCUUGUCAGCAUGGCGGGGAAUGUUAUGGGCUAAAUAUAUGUAGUUGCCGACCAGGUUAUGCAGGUGAUUUCUGUGAUGUUAAUCCAUCUGAUAUUAUAUUUGUGGUAGACGAAUCAGGUAGUGUUGGGAGUAGUAAUUUUCGUGUAACAAUGGAGUAUCUUGCCAAUGGUGUUAAUAGACUUCCUAUCAGAUACGACUUACUACGUGUUGGUAUGGCUUUAUUCCAGGGCUCUGUUAAAACAAGAUUUCAGCUCGAUCAUAGCUUCGAUAAGUCUGUCAUUACAAACACAAUAUUGGAGACAGUUUUCGGAAUAGGCGAUUCAACAGACAUUGAUGGUGCUAUUGGUUACGCUUGCGGCGAUAUGUUUGAACUUGAAAAAGGAGAUAGAAAACAUGCCCAAAAUAUUUUAGUGUUGAUAACUGAUGGACAGUCAUCUAGUGCAAACAAUCCUGGACUGCAAAAGUGUAAAAGAAAAAACAUAACAAUAAUUGGGAUAGGAAUUGGGAGUAGUGUUAAUGAAAAACAACUUCGAUCUUUGGUCUCCAAACCGGAAUAUUACUUUGAUACAACAUAUGAUAACUUGGAGAAAACUUUACCCAAACUUAUAAAAACUAUAACAGAUUUUUGCCCACCUGGCUGCAAAAAUAAUGGUAUUUGCAUAUCUCGGGGACUAUGUCAAUGUCCAGGAGGAUUUAAAGGAUUACUUUGUGAAACUGAAGCUGUCUGUAAUCAGAAGUGUGAAAACAAUGGAACUUGUACAGAACCUGACACAUGUGUAUGCGAAAAUGGAUUUAGUGGAGGCUUGUGUGAAGUGGAUUUGUCGAAAACGGCUCCUGUGUAUACUGAAACUCAUGUGAAUGUUAUACAAGGACUUCCCAAGAACAUUGUCAUCGCAAUAGUUACAAGUUUAUGUUUACUAUUGUUUAUCCUGGUUGCUGUGAUCUUGUUUCUAUGGAAAACCAGAAGAUUACAAGCUGGUAUACGAACAAUUAGAAAUACCAUCAGAGUAACUGAACCAGCCAGUGGAAAUAACCGAGCCCAGAUGUCGAAUAACGAUGAUGAUAUAUAUUUUUACGGUGCAAUGGAAACACAAGGACGAGAUACAUGGACGAUCAAAAGACAAGAUUUAUCUUUAGAAACAGAACUUGCACGUGGACGAUUCGCUAUAAUUUAUUUGGCUCAAUACUUUAACCACCAGGAUGUCAGAAAAGUUGUUGCAAAAACUUUAAAAGAUGAUCAGAAUCAAGAUAAUGUCAUAAAGAUGAAAGGAAAGAUCAAUUUUUAUGGAACUAAAAUUGGACAUCACAAAAAUAUCUUGGAUUUUAUUGGAUCUGUUAACGAUGAUAUUCGUGGUCCUAUCAUGGUUUUAGAAUAUUGUUCUAGAGGAGUUCUGAAAGAGUUUCUAGAGUCCGCCAGAUCAAACGUCACUGUGGAUUUAGAGGAAAGAUUGUUUCGAAUAACGCUUGCUAUUUGUGAAGGAAUGGAUUAUUUAUCCUCUCAGCAGGUGGUACAUAGGCGUUUAGCAGCACGAAAUGUGUUACUCAACGAUCAGUAUGUUCCAAAAAUCACAGGAUUCGGCCCUGAUCCGGAAGCAAUUCAAACCGAAACCGGAGACACCAGAAAAUCUGAAAGAAUUCCAAUCAAAUGGAUGGCUCCAGAAUGUAUGAAAACAACUAAAUAUGCUAAUGAGUUGAGUGACGUGUGGUCAUAUGGGAUCGUUAUGUGGGAAAUAUUUUCUCUUGGUGAAACACCAUAUCCAGGUAUAAACAACACAGAUGUAUUAAGUGUGGUUAAGCGUGGCACUAAAAUGAAGAAACCAGAGUUAUGUGAUGACACAUUUUACAAAAUCAUGCUGAAGUGUUGGCACUACGAUCCACGUAAACGGUCAGGAUUUGAACAAAUCAAGGAGGAAUUGAGCAAGCUUUUCACGGAAGAAACUGGUGACGACGACUAUUACAUGUACUACAAAUCAAACGAGAAGUGAUAAUUUUUCUCGUAUUGAUGAUUGAAUAUCAAGUUCUUGAUAUCAAACAACAGAUUCCUUGAACAGACAUUUAAACAAGCAAUGUGUUGGUUUUUUUUGUUGUUGAAAUUCAGUUUUUGAUUCAGCUUUGUAAAGAAUUUGCAUUUUUCUUUUAUCAUGUAUUUGGAAACCGAUUCUGUCAUUUCACGAAACGUUCCAACAUUAGCAAAUUUAUAUAUAGAACAAUUAUAACAUGAGAAAAUAAGGCAUAGGUUAAAUAAUAUAGAAACAGAUUUUGAAAUUGAAAUACAGAAAAAGUUAUUAAAAAAAAAUAAAGGAAUUCGAUUGCUUAUCAAAUUAUAACCAGAUCAAAUUAAAUGUAAUCAUUUUUGCUACACGAACAAAGUAAAUGUAAGUAAAUGUUCGUUCUCACUUUUGAAUUAGGAGUGAACAUGAUAAUGUAUUAUCUUAUAUUCUCACAAUGGAAAUUGAAAUUUUUGAUUUUAGCAAUAAAAAUUACUUUUGUGUAAAAAUUAGCAAUAAAUUUCGGUGAAUUGUUUUUUUUUAGCAAAAUUAAUUCAUGUUCUACAAUUACUAAUUUGUAUAUACAUAUUUUGUGCUAGGUUUUCACUGGAAAUUGCGCGAUAUUUAUCUGUUGAAAAGUGACUACAUUUGCGCGGAUUUUUACAAAAACAUAUGUACCAUUAGUAAAUAACUUUAACUAUUAUUCUAUAAAACAAACUUACUUAAUAUUGUUCAGACAAACUGCAAACUGAAAUUAAUUUGAACAAAGGAGUAGUUCCGAUAAGACCAUUAUUUGGCCCCAAAAUAAAGCAGUUUUACACAAUUAUUAAAAUGUAAAAUCUAUUGGAAAGAAGAAUGGUUCUGCUACAUAAAUAUGUGCUGUUUUUGACAGUACAAUGCACAUAUAUCGGGUACUAGCAUCAUAAAGUCAUGCUAAAUUACUGAAAUCUUUACAAUUUUAGCAUUUUAGUUAAAUUUUUGACGGUUUUCGUCUUAAAUGAAAGUGGCCGCAUUUGUGUUCAUUCAGAAUAUUGAAAUGUAAGUUGUGUUUAAUGAUAAUACAUAACAUAUAUAAAGGUUGAGGAUGAACACGGAUGCGGCCACUUUCAUUUUUGACAAAACUGAUCUGAAAAUUGACAUUUUUUUGCAUAUUUGAUAGAUUUUCUAUAGUUUAGCUAGAAUCGGAGCCUUUCAAUGACACAAGCAGUUAAAAUCUUUCACAUAAAUUGAAAUAGACACUUUAUUGUUUAAAAAGUGUUCAAAAUCUUUCGUCAGAUGAACCUGAAAUUUGAGGCCAAAAUCGGCCCUUUCCGUACUCCUUUACUAAACAAAAUGGCGAAAAUAAAUUAAUCAACAAAUUUGCCGACUUCUUAGUGGAAAAUAACGUUUCUGUCCACUACAAAUUGCAAUGUUGAUUGCUGUGUCCAAGGAAGGAACAAAACGUACCAUCAAUGGACCAGAGUCUUGUCAUAGCCAUUACAAUCUGUGACUUUUAGACUAGUAUAAUAGUCCCAGUUACAAUGAACAGUUUUAUUCAACUAGUCUACACUUUCGUUGAGUAUUCAACAAGUUCAGGCGAAUACUUAAAUUAAAAUUUGCUUCAGCGAUAACUAAGCCUUAACAGGUCAACAAUUUCUGAAAUUUUACAAUGCUAUCCCGAGUCGCUAGGAUGCAAUUACCGGGCAAGAACGGAUCUAUAGAUGUUUCCCGAAUAGAUAGCAUCAGCAAGUUUAUUGCGGUUUUUUUGCAUGCCUAUAUACUUAUUCUUUGAAUGUAUGUGCCUGUCCCAAGUCUGUAAAUCCGUGGUUGUCGUUUGUUUAUGUGUUACAUUUUUGUUUUUCGUUCAUUCUUUUUUAUACAUAAAUAAGGCCGUUAGUUAGAUAUUUUAAAGAUAUUUUGUAUGUUUUUAUGUUUUUAUGUUUUUGCGUUUUUGUGUAUUUAUUUAUGUUUUGCUUUUUUUAGGUUUUAUUACGUGUAUAGUAAGAAUAACAACACCAAGCAUAUUUUAAGUUUCUUUAUUUUUUAUUUUCCUCUAUUAUUUUAGAUCAUCUGAACCGAAUGCAAAAAAUAGCUUUUCUCAUUACUUUGCGUCUGUUCUCUGCUGUCGUCCGAUAUAUAUAUUUACAAUCAUCUUCUCCACGGAACCAAAGUUGGACAGACUUAUCCUUGAUAUAUCAAAUUGUGUCCGAUGAUCCUGCUUGCUAAUAAACAUGACCAACAUGGCUAAUUUAUUAUAGUUUUUUUAUGUUGCAAAUGCUUAAAAUCAUGAAAAACUUAAAUGUUAAGAGUCAAUGUCAGAGAGCACCGGGCAGGACUGUUCAACUAAAUAAAAUGGCAAAUUUUCAAUGUAAUGUUUGGGGGAAAAGCAAAUUUCGACCAGUUUUUAAUUAUCCAUCGCCGCAA
Molecule: messenger RNA, 4710 nt
Organism: Mytilus trossulus (common blue mussel)
Lineage: Eukaryota; Metazoa; Mollusca; Bivalvia; Mytilida; Mytilidae
Product: fibroblast growth factor receptor-like
Exons: 17
Coding region: 13-2304 (763 amino acids)
Biological process (GO): cell surface receptor protein tyrosine kinase signaling pathway; multicellular organism development; positive regulation of kinase activity
Cellular component (GO): plasma membrane; signaling receptor complex
Molecular function (GO): transmembrane receptor protein tyrosine kinase activity; ATP binding
Source: RefSeq, a predicted model, not a curated record